AUGCUCUUAAGAUGAAGACGCUUCUUACUUAUGUCCUCACUAGAGAAUAUUCUUUAUUUCCAAGCUGGUCUUGGAGCCUUAGCCAAUGUGGUUCUCCUUUUAUUCUACACUUUCAUAAUCCUAGGUCAUAGACCUAAGCCUAUAGACCUGAUCUCCUGUCAACUCACCUUCAGUCACAUAAUGAUGAUCCUCACUGCAGGGGAUAUUUGGCUUACAGAUGUGUUUGAGUCACUGAACUUUGAGAAUGACUUCAAAUGUAAGGCAACUUUUUACAUACACAGGGUGAUGAGAGGCCUCUCUAUGUGUAUCACCUGCCUCCUGAGUGUGUUCCAGGCUGUCAGCAUCAGUCCCAGUACCUCUGUGUUGGCAAAGUAUAAACAAAAACUAAAAAAACACAUAAUCAAUGCUUCCUUCUUUAUUUGGUCUUUCAAUUUGUCCUUCAGUAGUAGUUUGCUUUUCAAUACUGGUAGUUUUAGUAAUGUCAGUGAAACCAACCAGAUGAAGGUCAAUAAAUCCUGCAUAAUCAUACCCAUGGACUCCAUCAUCAUGGGAUUGCUUUUAACAGUGACAACAACCAGAGACAUGUUUCUUGUAGGAGUCAUGCUGACCACAAGCACAUACAUGGUGAUUCUCUUGUUCAGACAUCAGAGGCAAUGCAAGCAUCUUCAUAGCAUCAGCCAACUGAGAGCAUCCCCUGAGAAAAGGGCCACCCAGACCAUCUUGCUGCUGGUGGUUUCCUUUGUGGUCAUGUACUGGGUGGACUUCGUCAUCUCAUGUACCUCAGUCCUGUUAUGGAUGUACGACCCAAUCCUCCUGACUGUUCAGAAGUUUGUGUUGAAUGCCUAUCCUACAAUUACUCCUUUGGUGCAAAUCUGUUCUGAUAAGAGAAUAAUCAGUGUGCUGAAAAACAUGCAGUCAAAGCACCAUUAG
Acomys russatus (golden spiny mouse) is the source of this 930-nucleotide messenger RNA. Its product is annotated as vomeronasal type-1 receptor 90-like. Gene Ontology annotation, biological process: G protein-coupled receptor signaling pathway. Gene Ontology annotation, cellular component: membrane. The record is from RefSeq and is a predicted model, not a curated record. Lineage: Eukaryota; Metazoa; Chordata; Mammalia; Rodentia; Muridae. Gene Ontology annotation, molecular function: pheromone receptor activity. The transcript has a single exon.